AUGGUCUACAUCUUUGCCUUGCUCUUGAUACCACGCCCCUUAUCUAACAUUCCUGGUCGCAUUGUCUUCAGCAACAGACAUCCGAUAGGUAAUGUCGAGAUUGCAAUUCACAAUGAUGUCUACAAACUUUCCAAUUCCGAAUUCCCAAAACCUGAAGACAACUCUGGUAUUUUUAUGGCUAUGGAUGACUCACGAACUCCAGGAACUCAUCACGCAGUCUAUAGUGCUAUGAAUAUGCCAUACGCUGAUAUGAUGGCCAGAAUUAUGGGCGGAGCAUCACCCUUGACAGAUGAACAAGUCAUUAAUCUUGAAAAAGAUGCAAUUGCAGUUCAAGAAUGCCACCGAUAUCUUCAGAAUAAAGCCCAGGAAGUUGAUACAGUUAUGCCACUAAGGUCUCGUACGCCACGAGCAUUUGUGUGGUAUCAAGGCAGACCUCAUCUACUCAUUGGAUGUGGUGGAAAUAAGCGUGCUUGGUUCAUAGCGACUACACUCAAGGGAAGAGACGUAUUAAAACCAUUAGAUGUAGCUAUAAUGCUAGUUAAUGACAGUUACGGUAAGGUAGAAAGUCUUGUGAAAAAAAGCAUGCUAGGCGUUGAGCUAGACCUGAAGAGAAGUCGGAAAAUCAACCCAGAAGUAGAUCCUUCCACCUUCGGAAGAUUCUCCAUAGUAAGAUUAUCGAAUCCAGGAGAAAAAUUGCCUGGCAUUCUUACCCACUGGAAUGAAUGCAGUUUGUACAAGAGUUCAUCACCCAAACUUUUCAACUGGGGUGCACGAUUUUAA
This is a messenger RNA of Blumeria graminis f. sp. triticale, 780 nucleotides long. The record is from the annotation of a GenBank genome assembly. Lineage: Eukaryota; Fungi; Ascomycota; Leotiomycetes; Helotiales; Erysiphaceae.